Messenger RNA from Exophiala xenobiotica, 2304 nucleotides. RefSeq names its product phosphoribosylaminoimidazole carboxylase, ATPase subunit. Gene Ontology annotation, biological process: 'de novo' IMP biosynthetic process. The record is from RefSeq and is a predicted model, not a curated record. NCBI's taxonomy places the organism in Eukaryota, Fungi, Ascomycota, Eurotiomycetes, Chaetothyriales, Herpotrichiellaceae. The transcript has a single exon. Gene Ontology annotation, molecular function: phosphoribosylaminoimidazole carboxylase activity; ATP binding; metal ion binding. Bases 342 to 2168 code for a protein of 608 amino acids.
CCUUGUGUUGCAACAACAAAGGCCGUCUCUGUCCUCAAUUCCACUUCCACCCUUCCUAGGACACCAGCACUCUCUCAUUCAGUAGACUAGGAUAGAGCUUGCAGCAAAAGGCCGAACAUCAGUGCGCCUGGUUGGAGUUAUCUCUAUCUUCCUCCGCUUGCUCGACGCUGUGGUUGGGAUCGUCUUUUCAACCUCUGGACUGGAACAAGCCUGACACAACAGGUGAAGAGAUAUCGGGUCAAACUUCUCCCCGCUUGACUACAUCACGAGUCUGUCACUUCUAACAUAAGGCUGUCACCUGCCUUUUUACGACCCUUUUUCGGACCACAUCGCACAGUAAAAUGGGUAGGUACGUGGUGGGCGUGCUGGGUGGCGGUCAGCUGGGUCGUAUGCUCGUCGAAGCUGCAAACAGACUCAACAUUGAAGUUGCGGUAUUGGAUAGUGAAAAUGCUCCAGCCAAGCAGAUCAACCGAAUAGCAUCUGACAAGCAUGUUACUGGGUCAUUCGCCAAGGCCUCAGAUGUCAAAGAGCUCGCGUCCAGAUGUGAUGUUCUCACAUAUGAAAUUGAGCACGUUGAUACGAAAGUCCUAGAGGAGCUGGAAGGUGAGAAAGCCUUCGUUGAUGGCACUGAGUGGGGGAGAAUCCAGCCAAGCUGGAGGACCGUCCGAGUCAUUCAAGACAAAUUCCUACAGAAACAACACUUUGCAAAAUUCAGCAUUGCGACAGCCAAAUCCAUCGCAGUUGGCACGUCGCAUCCUCAGGGCCUCAAAGAUAUUGCUGACCAACUUGGCUACCCUCUCAUGCUGAAAUCGAGAACAGAGGCAUAUGAUGGACGAGGUAACUAUCCAAUCAAGUCGGUAUCAGACAUUGAACCAGGCUUGAAAGCUCUGAAGGAUCGUCCUCUGUACGCUGAGAAAUGGGCUCAUUUCAAAAUGGAGCUCGCAGUCAUGGUCGUCAAGACCGCGCAGGAAGCGUCUAUUGAAUUCUGGCAGUCGAGUACUCUGGCUUACCCUACGGUCGAGACUAUCCAUGAAGACAGUAUCUGCAAGCUUGUGUACGUUCCGCCAAGAGACGUCUCGAAGAAAGUGAUACAAGCUGCUCAGGACCUUGCUCGACGAGCUGUUUCGACUUUUCUCGGGACCGGCGUGUUCGGCGUCGAACUCUUCCUCCUCAGCGACGAUAGCUUAGUUGUCAACGAAAUCGCCCCAAGACCACAUAACUCAGGCCACUAUACCAUUGAGGCAUGUCAUAUGUCUCAAUACGAGGCCCAUAUCAAAGCCAUAUUGCCCGAUAUGGCUCCCCGGAUACGGCCUGGCGCGACAAGCCUACUGGUUCCAACAUCAGCGGCAAUCAUGUUGAAUAUCCUCGGCGGACCACAGCCCGACUCUCACCUUCUCGUGGUGGAAGCCGCUCAGGAUGUUCCCGAAGCGAAAGUCCAUUUGUAUGGCAAAGGCGAUGGACGACCGGGACGUAAGAUGGGCCAUAUCACGAUGAUCGGCGCUAGUAUGUCGGAGUGCGAGACAAAAAUGCAGCCUCUUAUCAACAUGGUCGACGCGUUGCGUGCUCAUCGCACGGAUACUUCACCAGCUUCUGCUGCGUCGAUAGCGAAUACUGCUGCGGAAUUAGGGAAGAGCAACCCUGCGCCAGCCCCACGACCGGUCGUUGCGGUUGUCAUGGGCUCAGAUACUGAUCUGGCGACAUUGAAACCCGGUCUUACGAUCCUCGAUACGAUGGAAAUUCCCUACGAAGUGCACAUCACAUCUGCUCAUCGGACGCCGCAGUAUAUGUUGGAUUUCGGCAAGGCGGCUGCUGCGCGUGGGACCAAGGCGAUUAUUGCUGCUGCUGGCGGUGCGGCACAUCUUCCUGGUAUGAUGGCAUCGGAGACGUCUGUUCCUGUUAUUGGUGUGCCGGUCAAAGCGAGCAGUCUGGAUGGGCUGGACAGCUUGUUGAGUAUUGUGCAGAUGCCGCGGGGCGUGCCUGUGGCUACGGUUGGCAUUGGGAAUAGCACGAAUGCGGCGAUUCUUGCGGCGAGAAUCGUGGGCACGAGUGAUGCGAAGGUGCAACAGUGGGUCGAGAACCAUUUGCAGAAGAUGGAUGAUGAGAACAUGGAGAAGGAACACCGAUUGCAGAGGGAGGGAUGGAAGGUGUACAAGAAGUUGGAUGCUUGAGAUGCUACGGUAUUGAAGCUCCACUGCAUGGAACGCAUAGAGAGGAGCCUGGCUUUUAGGAGGCCAUACGUGCCUGGCGGUGCUCCUGGCUGAAAUGCGCAGGCUUGAGCGAAUAAUCCAAUGUCUGACCUUGAGA